This is a messenger RNA of Trichoderma virens Gv29-8, 799 nucleotides long. RefSeq lists its product as uncharacterized. The record is from RefSeq and is a predicted model, not a curated record. NCBI's taxonomy places the organism in Eukaryota, Fungi, Ascomycota, Sordariomycetes, Hypocreales, Hypocreaceae. The transcript has 2 exons. The annotation marks the transcript as partial. Gene Ontology annotation, molecular function: protein binding.
AUGGAAGAAACGCCAACGUCUAACCCUAAAGAUCCUACACUCCGCGAUGGCCCCGGUAAUCAAAAUACCCCCAAUCUCAAGAACUACGCCGCUCGGAACUGGCCUCUACACCUUGAAGUGGUCCCUCGCCUAUCAUGGCCACUCGAGACUGCUCAAACCGCGAAUCGUGCCCUCGCUGUUCGCAGCCCGAGCCUAUGCAGCAUGAUAGACUCGCUCAAUAUCCGUCCAUUCCUCUGUACCGAUGCAUGGACGAAUCCCCUGAUCUACACUGCUUACUUGGGCGCAACCCAGCUCACUGACAUGUUAAUCUCGGAGGGCCUCGACAUGCACGAGUACAUUACUCAAUGGGACCUGGAUGAAGCCUUGUUAAACGCAAGCUCAGCGGGAAAACUAGAAACCAUCCACCUCCUCCUUGCUAAAGGCGCCGGUGUCGACCCAGAAAACGCGACGUAUCGCAAUCCUUUAAGAGAAGCUGCAGAAGGCGGCCACAUAGAAAUUGUUCGAUUCCUCCUUGAGAGUGAAGCAACAUCUGCAGCGCUGAACGAUGGCGCUGUGUGCAAAUCGGCCAUGAAUGCUGCAGCCGGGGGAGAUCAUUUCGACAUCAUAGAGAUGCUUGUCCGUAACGGAACCGAGGUUGACGAAUCUACUCUCGAAGCAGUUGCGGGAUCAUCUAGAGACGAGGCGGUAUUAUUAGAAUGCUUACAGUUUCUACUCGACAACAGCAACGGCAUUACAAAGGAAGGGGCACUCUGUGCAGCAGCAUUCAAAGGAAAUUGGAAGGCAUUCGAGCUGCUGCUAA